Arachis duranensis is the source of this 489-nucleotide messenger RNA. Its product is annotated as alcohol dehydrogenase 1-like. The record is from RefSeq and is a predicted model, not a curated record. Lineage: Eukaryota; Viridiplantae; Streptophyta; Magnoliopsida; Fabales; Fabaceae. The transcript is spliced from 4 exons. Gene Ontology annotation, cellular component: cytosol. Bases 1 to 489 code for a protein of 162 amino acids. Gene Ontology annotation, molecular function: zinc ion binding; S-(hydroxymethyl)glutathione dehydrogenase [NAD(P)+] activity. Gene Ontology annotation, biological process: formaldehyde catabolic process.
AUGGAGGCGAGGAAGACGAUCGGCAUGGUGACGGCUCGGCGGCUGCGUCGCCCUCCUCCCCUCUCGGAUCUGUUCCUCGCUCUUUCAUCCCUUCCGGUAAUUGCUGAAAUGACCAAUAGAGGCGUGGAUCGUUCUGUUGAAUGUACUAGCAGCAUCCAAGCUAUGAUCUCAACAUUUGAAUAUGUCCAUGAUAUAAUUGAAUCAGAACUUGGUUGGGGUGUUGCUAUUCUUGUUGGUGUGCCAAGCAAAUAUGAUGUUUUCAAAACUCAUCCUAUGAACUUCUUGAAUGAGAGAACUCUCAAGGGUACCUUCUAUGGUAACUACAAAUCCCGAACCGAUCUUCCUAAUGUUGUGGAGAAGUACAUGAAAGGGGAGUUGGAACUUGAGAAAUUUAUCACUCACACCGUUUCGUUCCCAGAGAUUAACAAGCCUUUUGAUUUGAUGCUGAAAGGAGAGUCCAUCAGGUGCAUCAUUCGGAUGGACGAAUAA